ACGUGUUUAAACUCUCAGCUUACCUUAGAGAUCUAUUACUGUGAUAUAUAGAUAUAUAUAGCUGUAUUUUUCGAUAUAUCUCCCUUCUGUGCAUCACAGGGUUUAGGUAUGGACGUGCAGGAGCUCAAAGAGGAAAUCGAGGCGCUGAAGGCGGCACUGAAGGCCAGAGAGGUGAAGGCGGAGGAGACUGGGAAGGUGCAAGCUGCCAGGCCGGUCUACGUAGCUCCAGGAAGGCGCCUGGAGGUCUUCGCGGGUAGGCCAACUCGCCAAUCUGACCAGGGAGUCCACGAUUGGGUAGCCAGUGUCAGGGCCCAGCUAGAGCUCAGGAGCAUCAAGGGGAAGGAAGCAGCGGCUUUCAUCCGAGAAUACCUCGAAGGUGAUGCCAGGAGGGAGGUAAGCGGGAGGGGAGAAGAUAUAAAAGAUGACCCUGAAUCGAUCUUCUCCGUAUUAACCAAAGUAUUUGGUGACGGAAAUUCACUACCAAGGCUCCAACAGAGCUUUUACUCAUUCGAACAGGGACCUUCUUUUGACCUUCUGAGCUGCUCACUACAGUUGGUAGACCUGUUCGACAGAAUGGUUCAGCUGGAUCCUACCUUCAAGGUCCAGCGCGAGCCAUCUCUGAAGAGCAGGUUUGCCGAGGCAGUGAGGGAUGAGGCUCUAAGGAGGGAGCUGAGGAGGCUUAAUAUAGAGUCUCCGCAGCUUUCUUUCUUUGAGCUUCGAGAUAGGGCUCUGGAGUGGCUAGGACCAGUCCAGACAAAACGGAAGGACGCUUCGGUGAGGACCAUGGUUGCGGACCCGGAAGUGAUGGAGCUGCUGAAGAAACAGGCCGAGCAGAUGGAGCAGCAGCAGAAACAACUGGACAAGAUCGCAUUAAUCUUGUCCAGGCGUCAACCCCGGAAGACUCCACCUGGUGAUGGGAAAUGUUUCAACUGCGGCGAAAAGGGGCAUUUCCAGAAGGACUGUAGAAAGCCAAAGAAGGAGAACCCAGAUUUAAACGGGUAA
Molecule: messenger RNA, 1002 nt
Organism: Lytechinus pictus (painted urchin)
Lineage: Eukaryota; Metazoa; Echinodermata; Echinoidea; Temnopleuroida; Toxopneustidae
Exons: 1
Coding region: 109-1002 (297 amino acids)
Molecular function (GO): zinc ion binding; nucleic acid binding
Source: RefSeq, a predicted model, not a curated record